CUUCAAGACCAUUGUUCGCAUCGUACACAUCUCACAGCCCUUAUUUCGCGUUCUGUACUUGUCGACAAACAAUCAGGUUGAAGUUUCACGCCGACCAAACCCGACGAUAUUCCCUUCCCUUUUACGAAAGAAACCCCAAUCCCCCAUCUCGGCACCCGGCAUCAUCUCCAUCUAACCCCGCACUUCAACUACACCAUGGCGAUUCCCCAGACCCAGAUUGCAGCGGUGCUCCCCUCCACCGGGGCGACUGCGGCAGCUCAAUUGGAGAUCAAAAAGGAACACCCUGUGCCAUUGCCUGCAGAGGGGGAGAUUCUGGUGAAACUGGAGUUCUCUGGGAUAUGCCAUUCGGAUGUGCAUAGUGUUCGUGGGGAGACGCCCAUGUUGACGGAUGUGGCGGGGCAUGAGGGGGUGGGGAAGGUGGUGAAAGUCGGGGCUGGAGUCAAUGAGCAGGAGUGGAUGGGGAAGAGAGUUGGAAUCAGAUGGCUGUAUAGCUCUUGCUUGAACUGUGAGAUCUGCGCGGUUAACAACACGGCGUGUCCGUCGCAGAAGAAUGCGGGUGCAAACGUACCAGGGACAUUCCAACAAUACCUUGUCAGCCCAGCGAUCCAUGUAACGAAGAUCCCCUCGGAGCUGGAGCCUGAUGUGGCCGCGCCGCUGCUUUGUGCUGGGAUUGCGAUGUAUUCGUCAAUUCUCAAAACCAAGACCCGCCCAGGAGACUGGAUCGUGCUUCCCGGCGCUGGUGGAGGUCUAGGACAUAUGGGGGUUCAGAUCGCCGUCAAAAAGGGACUGAAAGUGAUCGCGAUUGAUAGUGGCGAAAAGAAAAAAGAAUUGUGUCUUGCCCUCGGCGCCACAAGCUUUCUCGACUACAAGGUCGACGACGUUGAAGCUGGAGUAAAAUCCUUGACUUCCGGAUAUGGUGCCCACGCCGUCAUCUGUACAGCCAACAACGAAGCGGCUUAUACGCAGAGCAUGCGAUUGCUUCGAAGCCUGGGAGUUCUUGUCUGCGUUGGAAUUCCCAGUGCACCAUUUAGACUACCAGCGACUCCAUUUGAUAUGAUUGUCAAAGGUCUCACGAUUGUGGGGAAUUCGGCCGGUACUGCAAAGGAGAUGGAUGAGUUGAUGGAAAUGGCUGUUCGGGGAGAAGUGUCGGCACAUAUCGAGAGGUUCGAUUUUGAUUGUAUCAGCGAUGUGUUGCAACGCCUUGGACGGUCUGAGAUUGAUGGACGUGCUGUUGUGAAGAUACCAGAGUAAGUGUCUCGAAUUGCGACAUGCUGUUGAAUGUGUCGAUUUGUCUUGGUCCACGGAUGGUGGCCAAAUAAACGGGCUGCAUACGUUCAUGUCGAGUCUGAAGGUAAGGCUUGCUGUUUCCAGCUACCUGCAAUGGAAGAACAUCCUUUAGUAUAUAAAGAUUUC
Molecule: messenger RNA, 1413 nt
Organism: Aspergillus campestris IBT 28561
Lineage: Eukaryota; Fungi; Ascomycota; Eurotiomycetes; Eurotiales; Aspergillaceae
Product: zinc-dependent alcohol dehydrogenase
Exons: 9
Coding region: 196-1251 (351 amino acids)
Molecular function (GO): oxidoreductase activity; zinc ion binding
Source: RefSeq, a predicted model, not a curated record